Molecule: messenger RNA, 1229 nt
Organism: Drosophila nasuta
Lineage: Eukaryota; Metazoa; Arthropoda; Insecta; Diptera; Drosophilidae
Product: fibrinogen-like protein 1
Exons: 4
Coding region: 33-1229 (398 amino acids)
Source: RefSeq, a predicted model, not a curated record
GCGAACGGAUGUGAAUCUUGAAAAAUACAAAAAUGCGCAAGUUUUUCAAAGUAUUCGCAGUGUUCUUUAUCAUUGUGAAAAUAUGGUCAGUGAGCUCUCAAUCAACUGAUGGCGAAUUUAUUACAACUACUAAUUUGCCAAACGAAGGCAAAACAACUUCAGUGAAUGAUGUCGAAGUAUCGAAUUUGGAAAAUCAUUUUGUGUCGAUUAAAACUCAAACAGAAACUCCACUUUCAAACAUAUUGCGCAGUAUCCAAAAUCUUCAAACGAAUAACGAUAAUUUCGAAUCCAAAUUAAAAGAAAAAGAUGAUAUAAUCGCAUGCCAAAAAACGCAGUUGGAGGAUAAAUCGAAUAUUCUUGAAUUUCAAAUAAAUGAAACCAGUAAAGCUAGGCAGGAAGCAAGCGAUUAUAAACAUCAAAUUGAGGACAAAGAACUCGAAAUAAAGAACUUGCAAUCAACUAUAUCUUCUUAUAAGUUAACCAUCGAUUCGAAUAAUGAAAUAAUAUCAAAAUUGGAUUUGGAAAACAAACGCCUUGAUCAGGAACGAAAUGAAGACAAAAAAAAACUGAGUGAAAUCGUUGAUUGUGAUUAUGAUUAUGAUACAUCUUAUAGAAGGCCUGUGCAAACUGCUUACGUAAGGCAAAUGCGUUAUCCAAGCUCUUGCCUAAACUUGUCUGCGGGCAAGCAAAAGAUACAAAUUGGAAAUGGAGCUCCUUUUGAUGUGAUUUGUGAUUGGAGCGGUUGGAUGACCAUUCAGCAACGAAAAGAUGGAAGCAUUAGCUUCGAUAGAAACUGGGAGAAUUACGCAUUUGGAUUUGGCGACUUGGAAGGAGACUUUUGGCUUGGAUUGUAUAAACUUCAUCAGAUAACGAAUUCAACCCGACAAGAGUUACAAAUCUUUGUGGGUUAUUCAUUCUACACAAGUUUCUACGAAUAUGAUAACUUUAAGAUUGCAAGUGCAGACGAAUUCUAUGAAUUGAAAUCGCUCGGAAACCAUAAAAGCAAAUUUAAUUACACGCAGCUUCAAGAAAAUACCAAAUUUUCAACAUACGAUAGACACCUUGGAGAGAGUGUUGAAAGAUGCGCUGAUAAUGGAGAUGGUGGCUGGUGGUACGGAAAAGAUUGUGGAAAAAAUCUAAACUCGCCAUACCGUCAAAUACGCACAGCAACUGGCAUUCAAGCCAAAUUCGUCUCCAUGCGGAUUCGUCCAUACACUGAGAAAAAUUGA